AUGUCCGCUGUCGAAAAAUUCCCAAUUCUCCUAAGUGAGGCAGAAGAAGAGAGCUCCGCGGUUCCGCCCUGUUUUUCAUCCGAGGGAAUAAAUUAUCUCUAUAUCCGCCAUAGCAAUCUUUACCUGUUGGCUCUAACGAAACGCAACACGAAUGCCGCCGAAAUUCUCCUUUUUCUUCAUAAAAUCGUCGAGGUGUUCACGGAAUACUUCAAGGAAUUAGAAGAGGAGAGUAUCCGUGAUAACUUCGUCAUUAUCUACGAGUUACUUGAUGAAAUGAUGGAUUUUGGUUACCCGCAGACGACCGAAAGCAAGAUAUUACAAGAAUAUAUCACUCAAGAAUCCCACAAAUUAGAAAUACAAGCACGACCCCCAAUAGCUGUCACGAAUGCAGUAUCAUGGCGAAGCGAAGGUAUUCGAUAUCGAAAGAACGAGGUCUUCCUUGACGUGGUGGAAUCUCUGAAUCUACUGGUUUCUGCAAAUGGAAACGUCUUGCGUUCGGAGAUUCUCGGGGCGAUCAAAAUGAAAUGUUAUCUUAGUGGCAUGCCGGAACUAAGGUUGGGCUUGAACGAUAAGGUUAUGUUUGAGACGACCGGACGAGCAACGAGGGGCAAAGCUGUCGAGAUGGAAGACGUCAAGUUCCACCAAUGCGUCCGGUUAUCCCGAUUUGAGAAUGAUCGUACUAUCAGUUUUAUCCCACCGGAUGGGGAAUUUGAACUGAUGAGUUAUCGUUUGAAUACGCAAGUCAAACCACUAAUCUGGGUAGAAUGCCUCGUGGAGUCGCAUUCUGGCUCGAGAAUCGAGUAUAUGCUGAAAGCGAAAGCACAAUUCAAGCGUCGCAGCACGGCGAACAACGUGGAAAUUCUAGUCCCUGUCCCGGAAGACGCUGAUUCGCCUCGAUUUAGAACGAACAUUGGAACUGUUCAUUAUGCUCCCGAGAAGUCCGCCAUAAUAUGGAAAAUUAAGCAAUUCGGAGGUGGAAAAGAAUUCCUCAUGCGCGCCGAAUUAGGAUUACCAUCCGUUAAGGGUGAUGAUGAACAUGGGGGUGGCAUGACUGGUGGCUUUGGAGGAAGCAUGGGUGGUGCAGGACAAACUGCAAAGGGUAAAAGACCCAUCAACGUCAAAUUUGAGAUUCCGUACUUCACGACCAGCGGCAUUCAGGUUCGUUACUUGAAGAUUAUUGAACCCAAGCUCCAAUACCCGUCGCUCCCUUGGGUCCGAUAUAUUACCCAAUCAGGCGAUAUCGCCAUACUCUAUAUGGAUUUUCCGCAUCGGGAUAGUCCCGGGGAUAUUGCAUAUGCAGAGCCUAAAUCUGAUAAUGUUCAUAAGCUAGUGGACGCUUUUGAAGACAUGGGAUAUGGUGCAUUAUGA
Messenger RNA from Uncinocarpus reesii 1704, 1368 nucleotides. Its product is annotated as AP-1 complex subunit mu-1. Gene Ontology annotation, molecular function: clathrin-cargo adaptor activity. The transcript has 6 exons. Gene Ontology annotation, cellular component: clathrin-coated vesicle; clathrin adaptor complex. Bases 1 to 1368 code for a protein of 455 amino acids. NCBI's taxonomy places the organism in Eukaryota, Fungi, Ascomycota, Eurotiomycetes, Onygenales, Onygenaceae. Gene Ontology annotation, biological process: vesicle-mediated transport; intracellular protein transport. The record is from RefSeq and is a predicted model, not a curated record.